Molecule: messenger RNA, 848 nt
Organism: Otolemur garnettii (small-eared galago)
Lineage: Eukaryota; Metazoa; Chordata; Mammalia; Primates; Galagidae
Gene: LLPH
Product: LLP homolog, long-term synaptic facilitation
Exons: 3
Coding region: 52-435 (127 amino acids)
Biological process (GO): dendrite extension
Cellular component (GO): nucleolus
Molecular function (GO): RNA binding
Source: RefSeq, a predicted model, not a curated record
AGCGCGGGACGUCCGGUCGGCGUUAUCCGGCGGCGCGUGUUUCUGUAAAACAUGGCUAAAAGCUUACGAAGUAAGUGGAAAAGGAAGAUGCGUGCUGAAAAGAGGAAAAAGAACGCCCCAAAGGAGCUCAGCAGACUCAAAAGCAUUCUCAGAGUGGACAGGGAUGUUCUGAUGAAGGAUGUCCAAGAGGUAGCAACUGUGGUAGUCCCCAGACAUGACCAGGAGAACAUGCAGAGUGUGGUGAAGGAUGAAGACGAUGACAUGAAAAUGGAGACUGACAUCAAGAGAAACAAGAAGACUCUUCUCGACCAGCAUGGGCAGUACCCAGUGUGGAUGAGCCAGAGGCAAAGAAAAAGGCUGAAGGCAAAGAGAGAGAGAAGAAAGGGGAAAAGCAAGGCCAAGGCGGCUAAGGCAGCGAAGGGUUUGGCCUGGUAGACUCUGAGCAGUGUGGAGAGUGCCACAGACAGAUGUCUGGUGAGGACGCAUAUCUAGACUUCAGCUCCCAGCAAGACCAACCUGCGCUGUUUCCUUCAGUUCACACCCAGCAUGUCUCUUCAAGUUUGUUUUGGGAGCUUUGAACAAAGCGUUCCUUGGAUGGGUGGAAGCUGUGCUGCUUUCAGCUGAAUGCUGCCCCAUGUCCUCGUGUUACCAGACGUCCACAGUCUGGUGGUAACAUGGUUGUGGGUGGCGUUCUGACAACCUGAUAUCUAUAGUCAGUGAGGAUAAGACAGUUGAUACACUGACAAAAAAGAGUGGACUCAGCUAUGAUAUGUCAGUAGAUCUUAUAAACAGUUACUUCUUUGAAGUUCUGAUUUUGUAUAAUUCAGAAUAAAAGAUAACUUUGUGUG